AUGGUUUUGGAAUUAAACGCUUCAGAUGACAGAGGAAUUGAUGUCGUCAGAAAUCAAAUCAAAAGCUUUGCCUCUACAAUGCAAAUAUUUAGCAAAGGUUUCAAGCUAAUCAUUUUAGAUGAGGCCGACUCAAUGACUUCAGUAGCCCAAAAUUCGUUAAGGAGGAUUAUAGAGAAGUACACAAAGAACACGAGGUUUUGUAUUUUAGCAAAUUAUGCGCAUAAGCUAAACCCUGCUUUGCUUUCGAGGUGUACGAGGUUUAGAUUUCAUCCCAUAUCAGAAAAGGCGAUUCAGAAUCGAUUAAAGGAAGUUAUAAUAAAAGAAAAUAUAAAAAUUGAUCCAAAGGCAGAGGAUGCAUUGAUUAAAUUAUCGAAUGGUGACAUGAGACGUGUGUUGAAUGUUUUGCAGGCAUGCAACGCUUCAAGGGACGACGAUGAAGAGAUUGACCCGAACAUGAUCUACGACUGUAUCGGCGCCCCACAUCCGCAGGAUAUAGAGACAGUACUAGACUCAAUCUUGCAAGAUGACUGGACUACGUCAUUUACCACGAUAGAUAAAUUUAAGAAAUUAAAGGGAUUGGCUCUCGUGGACUUAAUAACUGGUUUCAUUGAUAUCUUGAACAAUUAUGAUUUAAAACCAAAGGUAAGAGUCGAGAUAUUGAAAGGAUUAUCAGAUAUUGAGUAUGGAAUAUCAAAGGGUGGUAACGAAAAAAUCCAUGGCAGUGCUAUCAUAGGUGUUAUCAAGAAUGCGAUGGAAUAUCAAGCAUAA
This is a messenger RNA of Priceomyces carsonii, 768 nucleotides long. It is a transcript of the gene RFC3, whose product is annotated as replication factor C subunit 3. Gene Ontology annotation, molecular function: DNA binding; DNA clamp loader activity. NCBI's taxonomy places the organism in Eukaryota, Fungi, Ascomycota, Pichiomycetes, Serinales, Debaryomycetaceae. Gene Ontology annotation, biological process: DNA repair; DNA-templated DNA replication. The transcript has a single exon. The record is from RefSeq and is a predicted model, not a curated record. Gene Ontology annotation, cellular component: DNA replication factor C complex; nucleus; Ctf18 RFC-like complex. The coding region runs from base 1 to 768 and encodes 255 amino acids.